Messenger RNA from Thermothielavioides terrestris NRRL 8126, 4125 nucleotides. RefSeq lists its product as uncharacterized. Bases 1 to 4125 code for a protein of 1374 amino acids. The transcript is spliced from 6 exons. The record is from RefSeq and is a predicted model, not a curated record. Gene Ontology annotation, molecular function: NAD binding; phosphoglycerate dehydrogenase activity. Gene Ontology annotation, cellular component: site of double-strand break. Lineage: Eukaryota; Fungi; Ascomycota; Sordariomycetes; Sordariales; Chaetomiaceae. Gene Ontology annotation, biological process: L-serine biosynthetic process.
AUGGCCCCCUCUGCCCUCCCCCCAACCCCAAGCCCAACCAACCCCCUUCCCCCCUCUCCCCCCCGCAUCCUGGUCCCCGAGAAGCUCUCCCCGGAGGGCCUCGCCCUCCUCCGCGCACAAGGCUACCAAGUGGACACCCCGCCGCCGCCCUUCCCGGCGUCGGAGCUACUUGCGCAGAUCGCGGGGUACGACGCGCUGGUGGUGCGGUCCGAAACGAAAGUCACCGCGGCGGUGCUGGCGGCCGCGGCCGCGGCGCCGCUGGGCAGGCUGCGCGUGGUGGCGCGCGCGGGCGUCGGCGUCGACAACAUCGACGUCGACGCCGCCACGCGCUGGGGCGUCGUCGUCGUCAACUCGCCCGGCGGCAACGUGCGCGCCGCCGCCGAGCACACCGUCGCGCUGCUCCUGGCCGUCGCGCGGAACGUCGGGCGCGCGGAUGCGGGCAUGAAGCUUGGUCGCUGGGAUAGGGGCAAGUUGGUUGGUGUCGAGGUUGGUGGGAAGACGCUUGGUGUGGUCGGGUUUGGGAAGGUCGGGAUGAAGGUUGCUAGGAUGGCGAAGGGGUUGGGGAUGAGGGUCGUGGUGUUUGAUCCGUAUGCCAGCGCCGAGGUGGCGGCGCAGGUCGGCGUCGAGGUGAGGGGCGAGUUGGAGGGGUUGUUGCCUGAGGUGGACUUCUUGACGGUGCAUACGCCGCUGCUGGCGAGCACGGCGAACUUGAUCGGGGAAAAGGAGCUGCGGUCUAUGAAGAAAACGGCGAGGGUGCUGAACGUGGCGAGGGGCGGCGUGUACAACGAGGAGGCGCUGCUCAGGGCGCUGGACGAGGGGUGGAUCGCGGGCGCCGGGCUGGACGUGUUCACGUCGGAGCCGCCGGUCGAGGGAUCGGUCGCGGCGAGGCUGGCGGCGCACCCCAAGGUGGUAAGCACCCCCCACCUCGGGGCGAGCACCGUCGAGGCGCAGGAGAACGUCUCGAUGGACGUGUGCAAGCAGGUGGUCGAGGUCCUCCGGGGCGGCCUGCCCACGGCAGCGGUGAAUGCCCCGUUGAUCCUUCCCGAGGAAUACCGCCGGCUGCAACCGUUUGUCAGACUCAUCGAGCGCAUGGGCAGCCUCUACACGCAGCAUUUUGCCGGCGCACGCGGCGGCAAGGUGGGCGGCCGGCGUUUCGAGCUCGUGUACCGCGGCGAGCUGGCGGGCGUGAGCACGACGCGGCCGCUCUUUGCCGCGCUGGUCAAGGGCCUGCUGAGCUCCAUCAGCAGCCUCGGCGGGCGGGACGUCAACAUGGUCAACGCGACGCUCCUCGCCAAGGAGCGCGGCAUCGCCAUCGACGAGAAGCACGUACGCGACGUCGGGGCGGCGCCCACGUAUGCCAGCGCCGUCACGCUGCGCAGCCUGCGCACCGAGGAGGAGGCCGGCGGCAGCUCGGCGGGAGAGCAGGUCAUCGAGGGCUACGUGAGCGGCAACGCCGUGUUCAUCUCGAAGCUGGACCGCUUCGCGGCCAACUUCCAGCCCGAGGGCACGCUGCUGGUGCUGCACAACUACGACGAGCCGGGCAAGAUCGGGAACGUCGGCAUGGUAUUGGGCCGGCACGGGGUCAACAUCAACUUCAUGCAGGUCGCGGCCUUGGAGGGCGAGGCAAAGUCGGCUCCUGUCCUGGACGGGCCUGUGGGAUCAGGGAACGCUCAUGUCGCGAACGAGGCGCUCAUGAUCCUGGGCGUGGCCGGAGACGUCACCGAGGAGGUGCUCGGGGAGCUAGGCAGGUCCGAGGGUAUCCUGGACGUCAGCCUCCUGGGAGAGAACCGCCACGCACCAUGCCUGAGAUUCCCUGGGGCCGAGAAAGGAAGAAAGAAAGUUAUGGACUUGCCGACAUUGUCAGACGCGGAAGCUGAAGGUGGCCGCAGACUUCCCGGGCCGCCCAGGGGAGGGGGACCGUCUCAGUCACCCGGGCCGCGGACACGGUCGCUUUCAGACGGAGGCGCAGGCGGAGUCGGAGUCGGAGCAGGCACACCACGGCUUUCACCCGCGCCGCACAUCAUCGAGGCCGCACGCCACCAGUCAAAGGACGACAUCGCCAUCCGUGAUUGUGACUGCGACCGUGACCGUGAUCGCGACUGUGGCUCUGAGAGGGACCACCACGAACACAGUGUGUCCUCGCUGCCCUCCACGCCUGUCCGCGCCGGGUUUCCUCUCCGGGGCCAGCAGCUGCACUUGCGGCAGCCGGCUGGCGUGCUGGACACUGCACCUGCCUCGUCCGCAAGUCAACCUGCCGGUGCCCACGUCAGAACGGUGGCGCCGCUGUCGCCGAAACUCGAGCACAUCUACGCCUCGCCUUCGCCCACGAAUUUUCUGCCCCGUCGGUCCCGUGGCUUGGACUUUUCCCGUGCGGCCACCAGCCUGCACCACUCGACUCUCGCCGACCAGGCAUCCCCCGACUCUUCACCCACCAUCGGCUCGCGCGCCAUGAACAUCCCCGGCGCCCGCGCCGCCGACUAUGGCGGCCCCGAGCAGAGCUCAACAUCGCUGUGGUCCAUGAUGGGCGACCAGGAGCGCAUGCAGAUCUCGAGUUCGUUGGGGAGCACCAGCCAGGCCAUCUUGGAUUCGUCGUCCAGCUCCGACGAUGACAUCAUGAUGGAUGAAGACAUGGACGACGCCUAUGUCACCACCCCCAGCCUGCAGAAGCUCGGCAUGCCUGCCGCCAUGGGCACCCCGUGGAUGCCCGCCUCUCCCGCCGUCAUCAAUCUGCCCAGUUUCCAGCAGCGCCAGCGCCAGCGCCAGCGGAAGCCGCCCAGGAAGAGAGUACGCGGCCCGCUGGGUUUGGGGUUCCAGUCGCCUGCUGCUCCCGGCAUCACUUCGAGGUCGCCGCCCAAUAGCUUCCUCGCGCCGAAUGACAUGUCGCCCCAUGCCAGGCGCGAGAGCAUCAGCUGGGCGGCGAACCAACUGCACAUAUCCGGCAACGAGAGCGACGACAACCACAGCCGCCAGCUGGACAGCGUCGAAAGCCCCUUGCGACCGAGCAUUGUCCGGCGCGCCGUCACGCGGCGAGGGAACCUGUUGCCCAAAACAAAGGGGUUUGCGCGUAUCCGCGCUGCCCUUGCGGAGGAGAGCGCCCCCAUUGAGGCCGAGUUCCGCCGCGAGGCCGAGGUCGUCCGCCAGGUCCGCGAGAGCGACAGGAACUUCGAGCUCCGACAGCCGCCGCCUCACUCGGUAGCCUCGACUGCGCUCUCGAGCCCUAAUCUAGCAACCCACGACAGCAUGGACGAGAUGGUGGACGACAUGAUGGUGAUAGACCCGAGCGCCAGCGCCCUGGGGCUCGCCGGGUCCUUCAAACAGCACGCCAUGAAGAACUCCAAGGGCAGGGCCUUCUGGGACACCUUCUCGGACACCAGCAGCACCGGCGGCGGCACGCAGCGCGUCACCCCUCCGCCGCCGCCGGCCGGCCUCGCGCGCGCCUCCUCGACGGGUCUCUCACUCGAGGACGUCAACAUGGACUCGCCCUCGGCCAGCUCCAACGGCGGCGCCAGCCAAACCAACCCGUUCGCCCUCCCCGGCGGCGGCACGCAAACCUCCACAGGCAGCAGCAGCGGCUCCGGCAGCGGCACCCCGCUCGGCCCAGCCACAACCACCACUCAACCCCACGCCCCGUCCCUCACGGCCCACACCACCACCCCUCUCUCGAACAGCAGGGAAGCCGCCACCACCACCCCCAGCCUGGCCGAGGUGAACCGGCGCGUGAGCAUCCUCAAGCGCUGCCGCGCCGCCGACGACGACCUGGACCCGGUCAGCAUCAAGCGCCGCGCCGUCAGCCCGGGCAUGAGCGUGCACAACUCGCCCGUCAUGCAGUCGCCGCUGCAGCGCGACGCGGCGCCGUGGGGGCCGCCCGCCGCCAGCAGCAGCGGCAGCAGCAACAGCGGCAGCGGCAGCGGCAGCGGCAGCGGCAGCAGCAGCAGCGCGGGGGGCGGCAUGGCGUCGCGGCCCGGGAGCGUCGGCGGGGAUAGCACCUCCGGCAGUGGGAGUGUCUAUGGCGGCGGCGGCGGGCGGGCUGGUGCUGCGGGGCCUGGUGCCGGCGGGAAGGGGCGGGUCGGGUUCCAGGGCAUGGCGGAGACCAAUGACGGGAUUACGAGGCUUAGUAUUGAGUGA